UCAGGCUUCGGCUGUGCCUCCGGUAUUGCUUCCUGCACUCACCCCCCGCGUUCCCCACACCUAUACUGCUCAACUCUACUACCAGUGAUGGGGCCCCCAGCGGGCCCCGGGAUUCUCCUACUGAUUCUUGGCUUCCUGCGGAUCGGUGCUGCCAAGUAUGUGCGGGGCAACCUAAGCACUAAGGAGGACUGGGUUUUUCUUACAAGAUUCUGUUUCCUUUCGGACUUUGGACGACUUGAAUUCAGAUUUAAAUACCCAGAGGCAAAAUGCUGCCAGAAUAUCCUGCUAUAUUUUGAUGACCCAUCUCAAUGGCCAGCCGUUUACAAGAAGGGAAACAAGGACUGUCUGAUGAAGGAGUCAGUGAUCCGGCCUGAGAAUAACCAGGUUAUUAAUCUAACUACACAAUAUGUCUGGUCUGGCUGCCAGAUCACAAAAGAGGAAGGGGUAUCUUACCUGAGCUGUAACAGCGGGAGAAGCUUUCGGUCUGUGCGAGAGCGUUGGUGGUACAUAGCACUGAGCAAGUGCGGGGGAGAUGGACUUCAGUUAGAAUAUGAGAUGACGCUUACAAAUGGCAAAUCAUUCUGGACAAGACACUUCUCGGCAGAUGAAUUUGGUAUCUUAGAGACUGACAUCACCUUUCUUCUGAUAUUCAUCCUUAUCCUGCUUCUAUCCUGUUAUUUUGGAUACAUACUGAGGGGACGUCAGCUUCUGCACACCACGUACAAGAUGUUUAUGGCAGCAGCUGGAGUGGAGGUUCUUAGCCUGCUAUUCUUCUGUGUAUAUUGGGGCCAGUAUGCUCAGGAUGGUGUGGGCAACACCAGCAUUAAAGUCCUAGCGAAACUCUUGUUCUCCGCAAGUUUCCUGAUCUUUCUGCUCAUGCUGAUUCUGUUGGGAAAGGGAUUUACUGUUACCAGAGGCCGCAUUAGUCACCUGGGAUCAAUUAAGCUUUCAGUGUAUAUGACAUUAUACACAGUGACACACACAGUGCUGUUUAUACACGAAGCACAGUUCUUUGAUCCAGCACAAGUCCUAUAUACAUAUGAGUCACCGGCAGGUUACGGUAACAUCGCCCUCCAGUUUCUGGCCUACAUCUGGUUUUGUUAUGCCGUGCUUGUGACACUCAAACAUUUCCCAGAGAAGCAGGCUUUCUAUGUCCCCUUCUUUGCAGCAUAUACUCUCUGGUUCUUUGCAGUGCCAGUCAUGGCUCUGAUUGCAAAUUUUGGGAUCCCAAAAUGGGCACGUGAGAAGAUUGUAAAUGGGAUUCAGCUGGGGAUCCACCUUUAUGCACAUGCUGUCUUCCUGAUCAUCACCAGGCCAUCAGCAGCCAAUAAGAAUUUCCCAUAUCACGUUCGCACAUCGCAGAUUGGGAUCAUGGAACAGAGCACAGAGAAAUUCCCUCACCAUGUUUAUGGAAAUGUCACCUUCAUUAGUGACUCUGUCCCCAAUGUUACUGAGUUGUUCUCCAUUCCUAGCAGUAAUGGGAGUGGAGGAGGGAUAAACAAGCCAGUGCAGUAUCCUGUGACGCUUGGGCAGUGCUAUUCACAGCUGACUUCUGAUCCUCAUCAUGUGAUUGGCCCUCCCUCACUGAAUGGUGUUUCUGGGAACCAGAAAGCUCCUGUUGGAGAGACACAGCUAGGUGGACUCCAGCAACUGCACGCCCCGCAAAUCCAUCAUCACAAUGGCUUCCCUGAAUAUUUCAGCAUCCGCUCUGCUGGCCCUCAGCCCAUGUAGAACUGGUUAUUUGGAUGGUGAUUAUCUACCUGCCCCCUAAAAAACUGGGUCAUCGUUAAGCCAAGAUGGACCUUCAAUGGUCAAAUAAGACUUCUUUCUGAGCCAGAAACUAUUGUCUUUCUGGGUGUGUCUGUGUGUAAAUGAAUGUCUAUACCGGAGUCAGGAAACAUGUAAAUAAAAGCAUUUGUAUGUGAAACACGUACAUAUGUAUACUUGUGUAUAUUCACAUUCUUACAUGUACACUAAAGCCUGUGAAUGUGAAGACAUCAUGUGUAAUUGUGUACACAGGAACGUUUUACUCUAUAUGUUCCUCAGCCAUAACAGCUACAUUCAUUUUUCAUAAUUUAUUUCCAUUCUACCUCCCACAUCUUCAUUGGUUUUAGUCAGCUUAUAUUCAAUUCAUUCAUUGCACAUUUCCAUCUGUCAUUUUCUUUGCUCUAGAUUCUUUGUCUGUUACUUCCUGACUUCCCACAUUUCUUUGUCUACAACUUCCUGUCUUCACAGGGUUUUUGUUUUUUUCUAUUUUCAUCUGAUGUAUUAUUACCCUUCUGUCCUUAUUUUCCCCUCAUAUUGUCCAAUGUCUGUUUUCUAAUUUCUUUUAACUCAGCAUGGUGUCAAAGCUUCCACAAAAUGUGUUUAAUUUCUUUUACCACUUGUUGACGUUGACUGUACCAUUACAUAUCAAUUUGUUCCACAUAGUGGUAUAGCCAAUCCUAGUCAUGUAUUUUAUUUUUGAAGUUUCAUUUUUGACUUUACUGUCCCUUUAAUUUUUUCUAGCACCACACAAGUAUACACAUGUACAAGUAUGUGUGUUUGUUCUAGAAGAAGCAUGAGUGAGUUUACUCUCCUGGUGUUAGCCUUUCCAGGAAAUCUGGUAUAUGAGAUUAGCAGUAUAUAGAGCACAUUUGGGGUAGGGUAGGUAUAGCCAAGGGAUGCUAUGAGAUUUAACCAAGAUAAUGCUCAUAAGCAUGUUUUUUAAUUGUUUUGUUUUUUUGCCAUUUGUAAUGUCUGAUGAUUGUGCUUAUUUUUAUAGUGGAGAUGAUGCUCCCAGGCACAGUGCAGCAAUGUGCUGCAGACAUUCCUUUAUCAUUGCAAUGUAACAGACAAUGUCUGAUUGUACAUCCACCAUCAGAAUAUCCACCACAUCGACUGCUUGGGACCAUUCAAAACAGCAUGCUAACCAGGCAUCAAUUGACAGUCGUUGUCAUGCCAUUCCAUUUAAGAGGUAGUCCUCUUUAGUUAUAGCCUUUUCUGUGCUGUUAGAUCUGUACAUAGAAUUGACAUUCAUGUUUGCUAAUGAAAGAGGUUUCCAGUUCAUGAACUGUUGUUUGCAGUCCAUGUCAAUACUCCAUCUCACUAUUACUAAUUAAAGCUCACAGGAAAACCGAGUAGGUAACCAACUUGAAUAAUAAAUCUCAUUUUUUUCUAUA
Messenger RNA from Bombina bombina (fire-bellied toad), 3161 nucleotides. It is a transcript of the gene TMEM145, whose product is annotated as transmembrane protein 145. The record is from RefSeq and is a predicted model, not a curated record. Lineage: Eukaryota; Metazoa; Chordata; Amphibia; Anura; Bombinatoridae. The coding region runs from base 88 to 1731 and encodes 547 amino acids. Gene Ontology annotation, biological process: G protein-coupled receptor signaling pathway; response to pheromone. The transcript has 15 exons.